Messenger RNA from Temnothorax curvispinosus, 12729 nucleotides. RefSeq names its product lysosomal-trafficking regulator (gene mv). Gene Ontology annotation, molecular function: protein kinase binding. Gene Ontology annotation, cellular component: membrane; cytosol. NCBI's taxonomy places the organism in Eukaryota, Metazoa, Arthropoda, Insecta, Hymenoptera, Formicidae. The coding region runs from base 1660 to 12069 and encodes 3469 amino acids. The transcript has 35 exons. The record is from RefSeq and is a predicted model, not a curated record. Gene Ontology annotation, biological process: intracellular protein localization.
UCAAACCUUUCAUCUAUCCGUACCCUGCUCCAUCGUCACUCAGCAUAUCAGUCAUUCUUCUUUUCCAACUCUCCACUUUUUUACAUCUCGUACUUACAUGUCGCAUAUCUUCGUUUUCUUUCCCGCAUAGUCUACAUUUUCUCCAUUCCUCCAAUACAUAUUCCCUUUUGUCUCAUUUCCACACCUCAUUCUCGCUAUUAGGCUUGUCUUUUCCUUCCCUUUUUUGACUCCAUCUUUGAUAUAUCUAGGCAGCCAUCCUAUUUUGACAUCUUUAUAAUCCUUACACGCUUUUGAGUUUUCAAUUUUUUCCGCUUUCUCUCCUGCAUAUCUACUUCUCUGUCUCUUGACACCAUGCAAUCAAUACCUUCAUCUCCUAUCCUUAUCAGUUCUUCCUCGCUCAGGCCGCAUCUCUGUAUGUACUCUCUUUACUUUCUGUUGACCAAUCUUGUAUAUCUUCUCUGCUUUCUUCCUCCUUUUUUUCUUUCCAGCAUUCUCUUAGAAUUACAUUUCCGUUAUCAGUUCUCAUUUUCUCUUCAUAUUUUUCCGCUCUGCAUCCCGCUACAAUUCUUCGCUCUUUUCAUUUCUUCUUUCAUCACAUACUCCGGGGUAGAUCUUUGUAAACCUAGAAUCCACCUUAUGUAUCUCUCUUGCACUACCUCUACCUUCUUCCUUUCUCUGUAUCCCCAUAUCUCUACUCCAUACAACAUUAUUGGUUUUAUAAUUCUAUCGAACAAUUUCAUUCUUUAUAUUAUAUCCAGGUUAAACUUUUCUUUCUCUAUAACUCCAUAUCCAUGCCAUUGCAAUUUUUCCUUUCCUUAAGAUAUCAUAUAAUAUUUUUAAUUAUUUGAUAUAAUGAACUGUUUGUUGCUGAGCAUUGCAAAUAAAAUCAAUGUCUCCGAAUCAUUAUAUUAAGUCGCUGAACAAGGUCGUGAGCGCGUUAUAGUAUAUAUCAAAGAUAGCAGGAUGUACCAAGAAUCGUAAUCGAUACUCUGCAGUAUUAAUUUUCAAACAUCAUAUUUUUAUCAUCAUAUUUUAACGAGGUAUAUUAAGAUCAGUUUCUCAAUCCCUAGACUUGAAUGGCGAACGAACGAACAGUGAUCAGAGGGAAGCUUAUCGUCUAGAAGCGAAGGCGCAUGGAUUUUAAUUUUCUAACUUUGACAAGUCGAGAAUCUUGCCUAUAAUUGAAACGAUAAUAGCCUGGUUGUCGCGUCGUAUUUUUCAACGGGUGGCUCUGUAAGAAUUGAGGAGAAGGAUUUACCAGAGAGGGACGACUUUUCGUUCUCUCGCUUGUUGUGAGAUUUAUGAGCGGAUUGUCACAUGCUCCGUGAAGGCGAUAACGGGGUACUGUCGUAAGCGGCACGAGAGCAAGUCGACAGAUAAGAAUUGCCAGUAGCGGUAGAUCAGAUCCUGCCAUCGCGGUUGUAGCGGCGAUUUCUCUGCGCGGCUCGUGUUUCCGUGGGAUCGGCAGUAGUGGUGAUGGUUUAUCGAUAGUGCCGUGAUAGAGGCGACAGCGGCAGUAGCGACGGCAGUGAUCGUUAUCGAGGAGUUUUAUAAAUCAGGGGUUACCGCUUUCCGAUUUCGUUUCGUGAAGGUUCCGUGAAACUUCCGAUCUUCCCCGCGGAAGAUUGCAAACUGGUGGUCAAUCGCGAAUACGUGGGGAUGUUAUGUGAUCAAGUUACUUGGUCGAAGGAUGUACGUCAAAGGCAGCACGAGGACAAUCUGUGCGGAUGGUUGAGUUUCGACGAGGUGGCGAGUUACGAGGAAGAUGCGCGGUUGAAGACCGAGGAGCCAGAGGAGGAGGACGAGAAGGAGCGUGACGAACGGGGUUCAGGGAUGUCUACGGUAUCGAUUAAUAAACUACAAGUUCUAUGGGACCACUUUAUCCACGCCGAACCCCAGAGUUACGAGAAAUCGUCGUGGCUUGAUAUAUUUCUGGCGGAAUUGCUCGCGCAAAUUAAAGAAGGCAAAGACGUAAAAGAUGUUCUGUCUUGUUGUUCGGUUGGCGUUGGCGGUGUGUCGACCCUCGUGGCCUGUGAAUUGCUCUCGGAUGUGCAUGAAUUGUGCGGAAACGACGGCGGCGAGCUGAUCGGUCUGCGGAAGUAUCUGGUCCAGGAUCGCGGCUGGCGUUACCUGGCGGUGCUGCAUCUACUAGGUGUACGUGGUCUGUCCUGCGGUCGCGAACUGGUCACGCUGCUGGUCGCUCUCUAUCAAGUUGCGUUUCAAGAAGGGACCGACUCGAAGGCCAACUUGACCGCCGCGACGCAAAAGUCUAACGGCGAAUCCGCCGUCGUCGAGUCAUCGAUACGCAACCAGUAUAUGAGAUUUCACUGUAACGACGAUACCGUCGAUACGGUGAAUAUCGUGCUGCACGCAAAACGCAAAAGCGCUAAAAGUUCUGGCCGCAGGCGUUUCUCUCAUGAGGGCGAUAUACCUUCGCGCAGGAGAUUCGCUCGCCGGCACGCCGUCGGUGCUGCGAAGACUCAACAAUCCGCCAGUCACAAACCGAAGAAACCGUCGUCGAUUCUGGAAGCGCGACGCAAUACACCGGAGGGUGAGACGAGCAGCGAGUUCGAGCCAUUGACGGAUGGCAUCGAUCCAGCACGUUCUCUUACGCUGAAGAUUCGCCUGAAUCCGAUGGACUUCGAAUAUUUCACGUCGAUCGUUAGGAGCGACGAAGAGCAGAAGUGGCGGGCUGAAUUGUACGAGCUGCCGCCUCGUCCCGUAAGGAAAACGCCGCGCGACUAUAUCGACGAAAGGAUCCGCGAUGUGUUGGACGCCGAUAUCAGUAACUUCGAGAUUAGUUUGCUGAUUAUACAACUGCUGCAAGGCUUGCGCGACUACGACACACCCGCUGAGCAAACGCCAGCCGUGCAGGUUUUAAAAUUCGCUCUGGACACGCUCUGGUCGCUGCAGUUCGGCAUAGACGACAGCAGUUUGAACGGGACGGAAAGCGCGACACUGAAGGCAGCGGCCGCCAGGCUGAUGUUGACGGCUCUGGAACGUGCCUUGAGGGCCGACGAACCUACCACGGCGGUGAUUCACAAUGGCCUGCUGCCGAUGACUCUGAGAUUGCUGGAGAAUGCCUGCAGCAAGCCGGUGAACGUGCUGGAGCCGGAGGAAGGUUCGCUACUGCAGGAAUUCAUCUUCGCUACCAUCUACGGGAUCGUCACAUUUCUUUAUUGUUUGUUGCACCAGCGUAGCAGCAACGUCGACAAGCUCUCGGAUUUCCUCGAAUUAUUUCGACUCUUUGUUGAGAGUCAAGACGGCAGGCUCGUCGAAAGAACGAUAUUCGCGAUUGUCGGUCUGCCCAGUGUCGAUCCAGCGAAGUCGAUAGCACGGGCCAAAAAGAUAAUCGACAUAAUAGGCGCGCUGACUAGCGGAUUGAAGCGCGUUCGUCGUGAUCUGUCGCAUGCCACGCAGUGCCACAGAACGAAACACAAAUCCUGCAUCGAUCACGUUCAGAGUCAUCAUCACUCGGACGUGCUCGGAGCACCGUACGCCCAACCAAUCGUUGGUGUGGCCGAUAAACAAGUGUGCUGCAUUUCCUCAUUAUUCGCGACACUCACGAGUUUACUGAAAGAAUCUCAUCUAUUCGCGAGCGAGUUACAGGUGAGACUGAUCGGGAUAAUUACCGCCGCGGGUACGUGCUGUUGCUUCCCGCCGAGGACCCUCGUCUCGAGCGUUAUCGCCUGUCUCAAAAAACGCGACCCCUCGACGUAUGCGCCAGCCGUGGCGUUCCUGGAGCGUACUCUUUUCAGAGAAUUGGGCGCUUGCUCGACGACGGAUACAUGCAACACCUGUGAUAAACCGACAAAUUACUCAUGGGACUUUUUGGAGUUAUACAUUGACUUGCUGUGCCCCGACGAUCCGAAACUCUGUUACGUAGUCAUGGCGCAUCUGCUGAAGGUCACACCUGGCUCUCGGUUUCACGUCAGAGAGCAGCUUCUCUUUAAAGUUUUCUAUCCGACUUUCCUGCGUGCCAAAGCGCGUUACGUGACUGACAAGGGAAACGCAACGGCGAGGUUCCUUUUGCAAUCCUGCAUGUCCGUUAUAUCGUGUUUAAUCGUGAACCUGAGGAUGUGCGAGAAAUUCAUGGAGAUAAACGGACUGCACGAGAUACUGUCUCUAAUAGCGGACGCGGCGUUCACUAGGAGCGUUUACGCUCUUCUGGAAGUCACCGCGACCGUAGAGAUCUGGCGGAUUUGUAAGGAGCUCAACAAUACGGAAAGUAUUGAGGCACCGGCGACGAAGUUCCUCUUUGAAACCCUCGACAGAGAGACAAACGGAUUGUUCGUCGGGUUACAGCGUCUCGAGGAACUGAGAGUGGGUGAGAAAGCGGACCAGCAAGGCGAGAAGGAUGUACGUAAUACGCAUUCUGACAAUCAAGAAGCUGAAUUAUCUGCUCUGAAAGAUUUGAGAACGGAGACCGCUGAGGCGGUUGAAGAUCUCGACGAUACUCUAGCGCAACUGCCUGAAAAUGAUAUUCACCGCGAACAAUUAGAGAAUAAGACUGAUGCGACAGAUACCGCAACGAUCUCGAAUUCGCUUGAGAAAUUUCACCCUCUUAUCAAGGAGGCUACCGAAGUGUGCGACGACGAGGACGCGUCGUACGACAAAUUUAGCCUGCAUCAGGCUAGCGCGGCUUGGAGGGCUGCCGCAGGAGUAGCGCUGUGCAGCCCGAAAUUCCGCGCUGAACUAUCAGCGCAUUCAGUAUCCGGGAAAUCGUUGCAUUUGUUCAAGUUGUUAACUGUGGGCAUUGCCACGGAUAGUAUUGAAGAUAAAUCGGCGCAUAAGCUCUUCGAGGCCCUGAUUACGUGUUGUCUGAUAUCUCCGUUGGAUGAUUGUGACAUUGUCAUGGAGUUAGGAAAGACACUGAUGAAUACCGGGAUAACGCUUGGCCGUGGAAUAGCUGUGAUAGUGGACGCGGUCUUGAAGGUCUCUAUGCUGAAGCCAGCGCAAGAAAACAGCAUACAGCAACAACCGCGUCCCAGACUACCAACCGUGUCGUUGGAAACUCUACCGGAUUACGGUGCGGAAGAUAGCAGUACCGGCGAAUAUGUAACCGCUGACGAUGGAUAUGAAGCGGAUAUCGAAGUGCCUGGAAAAAAUACCAGCAACAGCGUCUCCAAGAAAAGCAGCAGCCCACUUGGACCUGUGAUAGAACCGAGAGGUCACGCCAAUGCGCAUCCUGCUCUAUGUUCCUUGGCGAUAGAUCUUUUAAUUCAUUUCAGUGAACAAGGUUUAGAUUUAGAGAGAGGAUCAAUAAUAACUGGUGGAUUGCGAAGGGUCACUCUUACUUGUCGAGAAAGUGCCUCAAGUUGUGCUGCUCUCGCGGCCUCAGGAACUAUUAUGAAGAUAUUGAAUGGUUUUAAAAACAUAUUUACGGAUAACGAUCCGCGAUAUCGAGACUUGCAGCAUGCGGCACUGGAAGUUUUCACAUUAUUGGCGACGCAAUCAAUCUCACCGACGGAGUUAGUCGCGUAUCUAUCGUUUUUCAAAGUGAAGAAACCGCUGUUGUUGCUCUUGCUGGAGCCAUUAUAUCACUUGGUAUUGGCCGCACGACCUCAGCCAAAUUUCAUUCUGUCGUUUCCCGCGCAAUACGACACGAAAACGUCGCUGAAGAUCCAGACAGAGGAACACAAGAAUCUAGAGAAAGCCGAGAACCUCGUGAACAAUUUUAGAAAGAAGCAUCUUGCUGCGGGAAUUUGCAGUCCAUGGUCCGUACAUGCAACGUGCCUGCCCGUCGGGCCGGAACUUGCUUGGUCGGUGUGGUUGCACGGUUGCUCCGCUUCCAUGUGGUUAAGGGUAGAAAGGGGGCUAUCGGUCGGCGGGCGUGCGACUGCUCACAGCACUUCCCCGUUGCUUGAUUCGGACAGCGAGAGUUUAUCAGACUGGGGUAUUCUUUCUGAUGACUGGAGUCGGGAUGUCGUAGAAGGUUCUGUGUCGCCACCCAUGCCAACAUCGAUAAUACAUUUGAUGUCCAUCGGGUUCGAGUCGCUGGUUUUGGAAACUUGGCUCGAUCUCAGAUCAGAUAAAUUAAUCUUACGACUUACUCGACCGGAUGAUAAGACAAACCGAACGAUCUCCGAAACUUCGGUAAACGGCAUGCUUCCUUCGGGAUGCUGGCACCACUUGACUUUAAAUAUUAAAGACACUGUCUUGAAUAAGCGCAGUGCUGUGGUUGAAGUUACGCUCUGGGUGGACGGUUGGAAAGAAGUUAAUGCUCAAUUACCGUUUGACGGUUUACUGGUGAGAAAGCCUGGUACUACGUGUAUUUUGUUAGGUCAAAUUGGGUCGAGCAGUAUUGGCGCAUGGUACCUUGGGAAUUUAAUGAUUUUUAGAUGUCCAGUGUUUACGAAAGAGCGUGCAUUGCAUCUGGCAGGUCUCGGACCAAACUACACCAACUUGGCAGAUUGUAUUUUAAAUACGAUGAAACCUGAUUUUGCGCCUCUUAUUGCAUCCGGCGCAUUGAAUGGCGUUCGUGAAGUGAGAUACGAAGGAGGUAAAUUUGAUUUAAGCCGGCGAAAAUCUUAUGGUGGUACCUAUCUGAGGCACGCCGUCGAGACAGUAGUAUCAGAAUCGAAAAUCGAUUGGGAUAUUGUUAUGGACGCGACGAACUCGCAUCUUAAUGAGCUGCAAGAUAAUUUGCUUCUCAAUUAUGAGGCUCAAAAUCCUAACGUCGUACAUUUGUAUCCUCAAGCUAUCGCUAAUCCUGCUGUUGUUGUGAGAAGUAUCUUUCCGGGCCAACCAGGUUUUAGAGUCGUUUCGGUCCCAGAGCACAGAGUAUCGCAGCAACCGCCUCUAUCGAUACCUCCGAUUGUAUCUAUUCGUUUAGAGAGCCAGCAAUACCGAGGUCUUGUACCUGCGUCGAUUUUAGUGGGCGGUGUACCGGUAUUUUUAUAUCUUUUUGCGAGAGUGGUCGAAUUAAACUCCACCGAAGAAGAACAAGCUCUGGCUCUGUCUAUAGUCCUGCAUCUUGUCCGUAGUGAUUCAGAACUCCUGAACCAAUACCGAUCAGACGGCGGAACGUCACUGAUUCUGCGUGUUCUAGAAUCGUCUAGAUGUCAUGCAGGUAGACACAUCCUAAAGGCGAUACUGGAUGCGGCAUGCGAUAGCUCGAUCAUUAUCAAAGAUAUCGGCAGCGGUAACCAUUCAAUCUCACAGAAUUGCGAAGCCGUUAUCACAGACCCGGGGCUGAUCAAAGGCGCUCUUACCGCAUGGAGAGCGUGGGUUAAAUACGAUACGUUAAAUUUACUGUUGCAAGCGUUACUACUUUUAUUGCGAGAUCAACAUUCACAUCGUGAAUUUAACGCAUCGCAGUUAAACAGGAUCGGUAUCGUGGAUACGAUUCUUACCUUGUGUAAGGAACACUUUAUGUACGAAAUGCACGAAGAAGAGAAUACCACAUUGGACUCGAAUACCGGAAUUGCUAUUGUAGAAUUGAUGCGCGCUUUAAUGGGUGCACCGCCUGAAUUUGCUCACUUGGUCGCCAUCACUGAUUACCUGGUCCUCGUUCAUCAAGCCUCAGAGACUUAUGUCACUCAUUCGCGACAUAAUAUCUAUUUUAUGUUGCCGCAACUCAAGGAAAAGAAUUCGAAAAGGAACGAUACUGUUGUCAUUUCUGAUGACUCGAUAGGCAUGGUGGAGAAUAGCAAACUAAACAAGGCAUUGACAAAUGAACAGAUUCAAAAAACGCGAAGUCCUAAAAAGAAGGACCGUAAAAAUGUGCUGUCAUCGGAUAAUACUAGUGCCGGAGAAGAUUCCGGGAUUGCAGGUAGUGAUGGAUCCAAUCCUCAAAGCAAUGAAAGGCAAUCAACAUACGCGGAUGAAAGAAGAGCCUGUCAGGGUUUAGUCUGCGAAGGGCUGUUACUGUUACUGAGAGAUGCUGUAAGAGUGUUACCAGACUGUCAAGUUGGAUUAGUACUGAAGCACGUUUUAAGAGCUGAACUGCUAUUAGUUCUAGCCAAUGAUCCCGAUAAUCGCGUACGCACAGCAUUGAUCAAGGUGAUACAAACCUAUCUACAACGCGCUAGCGACGAAGAAGUUAAUAAAUUUAUAAAACAAAAGUAUUUCAUGCAUUUAGGAAAUCAGAUAGCUUUGUAUCCCGGAAGCGAAUCGUUGAUUGUCGCUUUAGAAAACUUAGCUCUACGAGGUCCGACAUUGGCGGCGAUGCCGCCGUUAAUGGCAAUGAUCGCAAAGGCCGCGGCCUCUGAUUCGAGCGUAGCCAGGCCAAUUAUAUCGUUUAUCACUGACCUAAUAGCAAAGAAUACGAGUGCACUGAAAGUACUUCUAGAGCAAGGCUUGAUCGAGUCAUUGGCACAAGCUUUAUGCGCAAUCGCGCAUAAAGGUACCUCGACGUCCCUUCACCGAGACAUUCAUGUACUGUUUGUAGCAAUCGCAACCAAACUUCUAGAAUUACCGGGAAAUCAUCAGAUGCAAGCGGUAUUAGAUCUACACAUGAUACUCGAUUACAUGGAACUGUCGGAGAAGUUACGGUGCCGCGCGAGUUUGACUUGCACAGCCAUAAGAGACGCCCAAGUUGCGUUAUUCGACGGAGAGUUGGACGUGCUCACGACUAAAAUGUCGAAUCCUUCGGGAUUCCGUUUACGCAGUACGGCAUCCUACUUGGCUUCGGCAUCUUACUUUACCUCAGUUCUCACGACGUCCAGCGAGCAGAGCGAUCAUGGAUCCCGUUCGUCCAGCUACGCGAACUUUCACACGAAUUCGCCGCCGGUGCUACGCGAACCUAGUAAAGGAGAAUUGAACGAUCGUUUUCGUAUUAUUGUGACACGCGCCGUUGAAUUUAUCAUGGCCGCUGACACGUCGCCAUCCGUCAACGAAUUGCAACUAACGAGAAGACUGUUUUCCGUUCUUCUGCACGGUCUAUGUAGUCCGCUGGAGAAGAAAAAUCACUGGAGUAACACGUGGUCCGUCAGAACUGCUUUAAGAAAGCAUACAGCUAGAAUUAUGGUGUGGCUGCUGGAACCGCAUCAGAGUAUCAAUACGAGAAUAUACGCCAUUAGAUCUCUGAUGGAAGAACCAAGAGCUCGUGAAAUCUUGUCGUGUAUCCUGGAAGUUCACCCACAGAUGGAGCAAAAGUUUACCGUGUUCUUCUGGGACCUAUUGCAAAAGCGGGACGAGAUGCCAAGUGCCGAUGCUAGAGUGUGUGCAGAGUUGAGAGAAGCCCUGCGCGUAUGGAACCUCGCCAAAGGGAUAGAGCAAGCGAGCCCUGAAGUGUGGAACGACGAAUUAGCUUUGUUACGUCGAGAUUUGCUUCCAGAUCAAGAUAUUUGUAUCGAUAAUUAUCCCGCGAUUUUAAGAAUCAGCAAAAGAUUCGAUGCGUUGGCGAAACAGCUAAUCGAGAGCGCCAUGACUAUAACGCGUUCGGUUGUGGAGGAACAAAACCGCGAGCGUAAAGUAUUGAUGGAGCAGUUGAAACACACGCGAGCAUUAGAGGCUCAGGCGGUGGCCAGAUGGAGAGACAUAGCUAAGCGACUAACACACGAACGGGCGCCAUGGCACUUUCCGGAAAGCUAUCCGAGAAAUUGGGAAUUGGAUCCAACCGAAGGCCCUGCGAGAGUCAGAAUAAGACUUCAGAGAUGUCACUUGAAUAUUGACAACAGAUUCUUUUUGCCUGAAUAUCAAGACAGAUUAGAGUCUUCCAAUAUCGAGAUGCCAUUAUCGUACUUAUUUACGAGCACUCGCGAAGAUGCCAAUACUGCGGCUCUGAUCGAACGGUUGCACACGACUGAGAAAAUACGUAAGAUGUCUCAGGCGAAAGUAGUUACACCUAGGGCUGAAUUAGCCGGAGAAGUCCUCAUUGGCGAGACGUGCGUGUAUUUCGUUCCGGACAACCCCGAUAUGCCGUUACAUACGGACAUAGCAUUGGGUGGUUUCGAUUUGGCUGUGGCUGGUGGUACUGCUUGGCGUCUCGAGGAUAUUCGAGAGUUGCACAGAAGAAGGUACCAAUUGCAAGAGAGAGCGAUCGAAAUCUUUCUCAUUACCGGCAGAACAUACCUGUUGGCGUUCAAUUCGUCCAAGGAAAGGGACGAAUUUGCGACGGAACUGUCUGCUUGCAACUUACCCAGGCGAAUCCCCGGCGAUGACUUGGGGGAGGCUCUGGCUUUGUGGAGGAGUGGAGCGCUCACUAAUUGGGAAUACAUAACUUGCUUGAACAAACUGGCAGGCCGUUCGUAUAAUGACUUGAUGCAGUAUCCCGUAUUCCCGUUUGUUUUGGCGGAUUACGUCAGUGAGAAGAUCGACUUGAACAAUCCGAAAAUUUAUCGGAAUUUUAAACGACCGAUGGCUGUGCAAGAUAAAAAGAAUGAGCAACACUAUAUAAAUAAUUAUAAUUAUUUGAAACAAACUUUAACAGAAGGAUUAAAUCUAAUUGCCUUAAAUCAAGGACCAUUCCAUUAUGGCUCUCAUUAUAGUAAUUCUGGAACUGUAUUACACUUUUUGGUACGGCUUCCACCGUUUACUAGCAUGUUCCUUUGUUAUCAAGAUAACAAUUUUGAUAUUCCUGAUCGGACAUUCCAUGCAUUGGCUACCACAUGGAGAUUAACUAGUUGCGAUUCAACAACGGACGUGAAGGAAUUGAUACCAGAAUUUUUCUAUUUGCCUGAAUUUUUAUUAAACUUCGAGGGAUUCAAUUUCGGUGUUCGACAAAAUGGUAACAAAGUUGGAGAUGUCGAAUUACCGAAGUGGUGCGCCGGCGACGCACGUCUAUUUAUAUUGGCACAUAGAGCCGCGCUGGAAUCUGAUAUUGUGAGGGAAGUAUUGCCAUAUUGGAUUGACCUCGUCUUUGGAUUCAGACAGACAGGAAGACCGGCGAUAGAGGCUAUAAAUGUUUUUCAUCCCGCAACUUAUUAUGGAUUCGACGUGGAGCAGAUAACCGAUCCCUUAGAACGUCAAGCCUGGGAAACCAUGGUACGAACUUAUGGUCAAACGCCCGCGCAAUUAUUCAGGGCUCCCCAUCCAUUGAUACAGAAUAUCGGCAAUAUAUCGAUAACUAAUCAGACGCCGCAGGUUAUUGAAGGCAUCAAUGGUAUAAAAUGGGGAAAUUAUGUGGGCGCGCCCGGCAAUGAGCCUGUAUUAUGUUGGAAACUUAAGCACAAAACUCCGCUAGCUUCUCUGGUUCCUUUAGCAACCGGUGACGUUUUUGGUUUGCCUAAUUACACCACGCUUCUCCUUGGCUAUACCAAAGAAAAAGGCAGCAGCAUGUUAAGCGGUAUGUCUGUAUUGGGUGUCGCAUUAGCGUCAUGGAGUGGCACAGAUGGAAUUGCUAGAUUGAAAUGUAAGAAGGAACAACCGCCAAGGCCUCUAAUUAAAUCUUCAGGCCUUGAUCCCAUUACGACAUUGGCAUCUACUCCUGAUUGUGGGCAGCUUUGGAUUGGGCAUUUAUCAGGCCGAAUCACAGUGCAUGCAUAUACCGUAGGGACUACGGGUAAAAUCGAAUUCAGUUCAGCGUCUGCGACGGUACUCCUGGCUCACAGAAGUCGGGUGACAGUGAUAUGUCUGUCACGUACGUUUAGCGUUGCCUGUUCCGGCGAUGGCAGCGGUAUCAUUGCUAUUUGGGACUUGAACAGCUUAACGUAUGUGAGGUCAAUAGACUGUGACCAAGGUUACGCUGUACAUCUCCUGUGUAUUAGCGAGACGCUCGGGGAUGUAGCCGCUACUUAUGACAUUCCUAGAUUAGAGGACAACGCGACCAACAAUCAAUCCGAAUUAACGGUGCACACUGUAAACGCGAGGGCCGUGGGCUCCAUUUUAUCCAGAAGACGUGUAACGGCACUUUGUUACAGCAACGCGCCGGAGGGUGUUUCUGUCAACGUCAUCGCAACUGGUUUAGACAACGGAAUAAUAAGAUUAUGGAGCAGUUGGGAUCUGCAGUUGGUCAGAGAAAUUUCGAAUAACGUGAGAGGUUGCGGCGCGAUAAUCGCUGUGGCGUGGCCUCUGGAUCAGCAUCAUUUGUACGCGGUCACGGAAGACUCCACCGUUCUCAUUUGGGAGGGAUCUAAGCGUCUCAGCAACGGUACUCCGAAAUUCGUCAACUUAACGUCAUACUAAUCUGUAGAAUCAUUAUCCCGUCAUACUCCAAUUUAAAGACGAAGAAUGUGGAACGAACUGGGAAGACAGCUUAUAUAUAAAGAAAGAGAAAUAGAUUGGAAGAAUAAACACGAUAUUAUUUUAUAUAUUACAUUUGUAAUGUUUAUGUUAAUAUGUAGCUUUCUCAUAUCGUUUCUUAGUAUGAUUCAUUGAUGUAAUUAAGUUUUUUUUUCAUUCUGCGUUAUUAUUUAAGAACUAAUGUGUUCGUUUCUGCUAAUCAUAUUCAUCUUUUUUAUCUUUAGUCAUAAUCAUGACACGCAUUGGAGGAAAAAUGAACAAUAUGAAGUAUUAUUUUUAUCGAUUCUUCCGAUAUAAUAACUAUAUCCGUAAUUAUAUAUUCUGCAUUAUAUUUUUAUAUACAUUUUUAUAUUGGAUCAUGUAUUCGUAUAGAUUGUAUAUCUCAUUGUUUAAUGAUAUAAUUUAUACAUAAAAAUUUUUAUAGAGUAACAUACUACAUAAUGCAGCAACAACAUAUGUGUUUAUACAAACUAUCAUUGUUUUCCAAUGUUUGCAUUCUUCUUGCUCAUAUUUCUACGCAUGUAUAUAUGUAUAUGUAUAUCAAAUAAAUCUUUACUGCAUUAAGACACAGUUGCAUUUAUACAAUUUAUAUAAAUUCUGAAG